ACACACACAGAUAAACUUUAGGUUGAAUUUUAACUCAGUCACCAUUCACUCCCAUUGCAUCUUAUGCCAUUUAAUGAAAGUGAAUAGAGACUGGGGCUGUCAUCAUAUUCCGCAUUUCACAGCAGAAAGAAACUCAUACAGGUUUCGAACAACACGGGGGCGAGUCAAUAAUGACGACAUUUUAAUUUUUGUACUAUCCUUCUGAAAUAGGCGCGCUCGCGCCACCCAGGUGCUUCCUGGUGUUUUAUUGCAGGAUCACAGGCAGGGGAACCGAAACGGUCGGCAGCGCGUCCAGGAAGCGUCGCCGACAGAUAGAGAAAUGCAACAAUAUCCGCGACUCUCUGUCAGGUUGCCGCGAAACUAGAAGGUUCGCAGGCAGCGCGCGACGGUGUUUUGUUUUCCCGCCGUCGGCGCGAGCAGCUGCUGACGCGAUGCUUUAGCCAUGGACAGCAGGAUAAACGAGAAUCCUGCGAGAACUUUUGAUUUGGCUCUUCAGGUUGCAUGUCCAUCGUCUGAAAAUGAAGAUCCGACAGUGCUGUGGAAGUUCCCUCAGGACUUUGGAGACCAGGAGGUCCUGCAGACAGUGCCUAAGUUCUGCUUCCCAUUUGAUGUUGAAAGGGUGUGCCAGACUCAGGUGGGCCAGAACUUCACAUUUGUGCUCACAGACAUUGAGAGCAAGCAGAGGUUUGGGUUCUGUCGGCUCACGUCCGGCUGCAGGGUCUGCAUCUGUUUGCUCAGCUAUCUCCCCUGGUUUGAGAUUUAUUAUAAGCUGCUAAAUACCCUUGCAGACUACUUGUCAAAACACCAGGAAGAUGACUUAAACGACAUGUUGGAAACGCUGCACAACCACCCCUUGCCAAAGCCGUAUACGGCAGUCAAUCUGAGUGUGCAUUCAUACUUCAUAGCUCCUGAUAUUAAUGGGCUCCCCACCAUACCUGAAAAUAGAAAUUUAACUGAGUACUUUGUCGCAGUGGAUGUGAACAACAUGUUGCACCUCUACGCCAGCAUGCUGCAUGAGCGACGCAUCAUCAUUACCUCAAGCAAGCUUAGCACUUUAACUGCAUGCGUGCAUGGGUCCACUGCCAUGCUCUACCCUAUGCACUGGCAACACAUCUUCAUCCCUGUACUUCCUCCUCACCUGCUGGAUUACUGCUGUGCGCCCAUGCCAUAUCUGGUCGGAGUUCAUCUCAGCCUUUUAGAGAGAGUAAAGAGCAGAUCCCUGGAGGAUGUGGUCAUUCUGAACGUGGACACAAACACCCUGGAAAGCCCUGCAGAUGACCUCCACAACCUGCCCAGUGAUGUGGUCUCCAGUCUGAAGAGUAAGCUGAAGAAGCAGUCGACUGCUACAGGAAGUGGGGUUGCUCGGGCCUUUCUGCAUGCUCAGGCUGCGCUGUUUGGCUCCUAUCGGGACGCCCUGAUCUUUGUGCCUGGAGAGCCAAUCACCUUCUGCGAGAAGAGCUUCGUGGCACACCGCUCCAGCACCAUGAGAAGUUUCCUUGAGAUGGCCGUGAACCUGCAACUCUUCAAACAGUUUAUUGAAGGCAGACUGGCCAAAUUAAACGCAGGAAGGGGCUUUACAGACGUCUAUGAAGAGGAGAUCACAGCGGGGGGCUUCUGUAGAAGUAAUUCGAGGUCUUACCAGCAGUGGAUUCACACCAAGAUGCGGCAGAGAGCAAAGCCAGUUGUGAAAAACCUUCAGAUGGCCAAAAAUCAUGCGAAACGGAAAAUACGCGACAUGAAGGACAAGAUUACACAAAAGGACGCUGAAGAGGAGGAGAAAGCUCCGUACUGUGUAUGGUUCUCCCCACUCAGCACCAAAGCCUCACCUAAGAGACUUCAGAGGAAAGCGGCAACACUGCCCCCUCCCACAUGGCUUUUUCCCACAAGGCCUGAAGUUAGUCAGACGGGCCAGAUGAACCUGCUGGAGGAGAUUUUGGAUUCUCUCAGUACAUCCCACAUUGAACAAGGGCGACUGUCCACCGCCAAGAGCCUGGACUUUUUCAGAUCAAUUGAAGACCUAGACUACAAUCCCACGGUGAGGGAUGCCUUUUAUUUAAGUAUUUUAAAUUUGUAUUUAUUUAUUUAUAAUUGGUAUAUGACAGCUUACGUGUAUCUAGCAACAUGCUUACUGGAAGAGACUCUGAGUCCAUGGUGUCGCAUGAGCAUGGCCCUCAAAAGCAACCAGGAGCUCACAAUCCGAAACAACACCAGCCUGGACAAAUCCUGAGAAAACGGCACAACACUCAUGUCUAACUUUUCUCUUUUCGUAUUCACGCCAUCCUCUGAUGUCACACCAGCACUCUUUGCAUGAAGUGUUUGCAAAGGUGUUUUGUAGUUAAUGUGUAAUCUGUGGUCCUCGUAUUUCUUACAUUCGGUCCAAAACAAACCA
Molecule: messenger RNA, 2389 nt
Organism: Cyprinus carpio (common carp)
Lineage: Eukaryota; Metazoa; Chordata; Actinopteri; Cypriniformes; Cyprinidae
Gene: dennd1b
Product: DENN domain-containing protein 1B-like
Biological process (GO): endocytosis; endocytic recycling
Cellular component (GO): cytosol; intracellular membrane-bounded organelle; nuclear speck
Molecular function (GO): phosphatidylinositol phosphate binding; guanyl-nucleotide exchange factor activity
Source: RefSeq, a predicted model, not a curated record